Molecule: messenger RNA, 1233 nt
Organism: Umbelopsis ramanniana AG
Lineage: Eukaryota; Fungi; Mucoromycota; Umbelopsidomycetes; Umbelopsidales; Umbelopsidaceae
Exons: 2
Coding region: 1-1233 (410 amino acids)
Biological process (GO): regulation of glucose metabolic process; protein phosphorylation
Cellular component (GO): mitochondrion
Molecular function (GO): pyruvate dehydrogenase (acetyl-transferring) kinase activity
Source: RefSeq, a predicted model, not a curated record
AUGCCAGCUAACUGGCAGCAACGUCGGCACAAUACCGCUGCACCGAAAAGCUUUUAUCAUAACGAAGUAUUAGAUCGGUACGUCGAUCAAAGCGUCAAUCCCAACACCAUUCGCCAACUGGUUUUUUAUGGGCGUCAUAUGACAGACGAUCGCUUGAUCGAUAGUGCCAACUAUGUCCGCACUGAAAUCACCAUCCGCUUGGCCCACCGCAUUCGAGAUUUCCAGAAACUACCAUUUAUUGUUGGUACCAAUCCGCACAUAGAGCGGAUCUAUCGAAUGUACUGGGAGGCAUUUGAAAAGAUUCGUCAAUACCCCGCCAUCAAGACCUUGGAGGAUAAUGAACACUUCUGCGACUUGCUCAACGGCUUGCUUGAUGAUGGUCUUUUUGUCAUACCGGAACUUGCUCUUGGUGCGACAGAAUGUACAGGAUUCAUCGCUCCCGCGUCAUUUGAUCGAUUUAUGAAUACUAUGCUGAGAUCAAGGAUAUCAAGACGGGUCAUUGCUGAGCAGCAUUUAGCCAUUACUGCCAACCACAACACCGCAUGGGAUGAAGAAGGUUAUAUUGGAAUUAUCUUUACUCGAUGCUGUGCACGAGAAAUGGCAGAAAUGUGUGUUGCACUUUCUUCGCAGCAUGUAUUGAAGAGUCACGGUCGAACUGUCAAUGUUAUCAUCGACGGCAGUGCGCGAAAUGAAGCGGUGUUCGCCUAUAUUCCAGAGCAUAUAGAAUACAUCCUGUAUGAAUUGCUGACCAAUUCCAUUCGACAUUCAGUAGAGUGCGAGAACUCGGAAACAAAGACAGUCCGCUUGACCAUUGCUCAGAACAAGACGGACAUCUUAUUUCGUGUGUCCGACAAUGCUGGAGGCAUCUCAAACGAAGUGUUUAAGACGCUGUGGAGUUAUUCCAGUGCACCGAACGACUUCAAGAAAUUCAAGAAUAUAAAGAAGAUGGGAGGUAGCAUGGCUGAACGUGAAAAACAGGCCGUCGACGAGAGACUUGGUUUUGGACUUCCUAUGAGCAAAGUGUAUGCUGAGUACUGGGGAGGUGAACUCAGCGUUCUCACCAUGGAUGGAUUUGGCACGGAUGCCUACGUUAGAAUCCCGCGUCUAGGAAAUCAGGCCGAAAACUUGACUUUGGAUGAGAUUGACGAGGCGGAAUAUUCCAAUCGAAGCGAUACAGCCCUUCUAUCAACGAAUGGCUAUUCUACAAGACCAAGCGCGCUAGUCUCCGCAUGA